AUGCGUUGCCAGCAUCAGCGGGCGGUCUACCACGCAACGCAGAAGCAGUGUAGUGGCAGUGGGGUCACGGCGGCGGCGCUGCAUGCGAACCGCACCUCUGCUGUAGACACGCUCACGCCCGCGGGCGUGGCACAGCGCGGUGUGGCGCAUCAGAAGCUCCGGGUCGCUGUUGACGUGGACGAAG
Monoraphidium neglectum is the source of this 184-nucleotide messenger RNA. RefSeq lists its product as hypothetical. The record is from RefSeq and is a predicted model, not a curated record. Lineage: Eukaryota; Viridiplantae; Chlorophyta; Chlorophyceae; Sphaeropleales; Selenastraceae. The annotation marks the transcript as partial. The transcript has a single exon.